CUGGAUGAUCUUUACCUGAAAUUGCUAGAGAGCAGAGAGAUGUUUGUACUGAUACUUCUUGUGUGUGCUGUAGCAUUGCUCAUUUUGAGAAAAACGACAGCCUACUGGGUGAAACCAGUCACAAAGUUCCUCUUCCCAGUUGGAUACUGGCUCUACACGACACGUUUGGGCUAUGCAUUCCACCUCCGAUCCCUGAACAAGGAGAAGUCAAAGGUCAUCCCUCACUCUGUUGCACAGCCGACACCUUUAUCAGGUGUGCUGGUGGUCCCCAUUCCCAUUCUCAGUGACAACUACUCGUACUUUAUAAUCGACCUGACCAGUAAGGACGCAGUGGUGGUGGACCCAGCGGACCCUGGGGCAAUCAAGACAUACGUCGUGGAGAAAAGGAUAAACUUGAAAGCCAUUUUGACCACUCACAAGCACUGGGACCAUGCGGGAGGUAAUGUGCUCCUGAAGAGACAGUAUCCGGACCUGCAAGUGUACGGUGGAGCCAACGAGAACGUGGCAGCUCAAACACACCCUGUGAAGGAUAAUGAUACUAUAAAGCUCGGCAAGUUCACAAUCGAUGUUCUCUCCACUCCUGGGCACACCACUGGUCAUGUGGUGUACGUGCUGCAGAGUGAACCUCCGUGUGUGUUUACUGGAGACCUAAUAUUUGUUGCCGGGAAUGGUCAAAUGUUUGAGGGAACACCUCAGACAAUGCUUGCGUCCAUCAACAGGAUACAGCAGUUGCCUAGCAAUUCACUCCUGUUUCCAGGUCAUGAGUAUGCAUUCAAUGAUGUCAAGUUUGCAUCCUCUCUGCUGCCGUCCUAUACUCCUGUACAGAUGAAGUGGCAAUGGGUAAAGCAGCAGCGAUCCAUAAAGCUCUCUACAGUGCCCUCCAUUUUGUUGGAGGAGCUCAAGUACAACCCCUUCAUGCUGACUGACUCUGAUAUACUUAAAGAUGCCCUAGGGCUACCACACCACACCCCCCCGGCUGAGGUCCUGGCUAGACUGAGACAAAGAAAAGAUAACUUUCGUACAAACUAAACACUUAAUUGGCUAUUAUAAUGUUUUCAUGCAUUAUUUUGUUUUGUUUAUAAUUACUGAAGUCAAUGAACCCCAAAUUAUUUUUUCACCAAGAAAUUCUUGUAAACAUGUAAAAUUAUAAAGAG
This is a messenger RNA of Halichondria panicea, 1154 nucleotides long. RefSeq names its product probable hydrolase PNKD. The transcript has 12 exons. Gene Ontology annotation, cellular component: mitochondrion. Gene Ontology annotation, molecular function: hydroxyacylglutathione hydrolase activity. NCBI's taxonomy places the organism in Eukaryota, Metazoa, Porifera, Demospongiae, Suberitida, Halichondriidae. The record is from RefSeq and is a predicted model, not a curated record. The coding region runs from base 40 to 1029 and encodes 329 amino acids.